Molecule: messenger RNA, 845 nt
Organism: Saccostrea cuccullata (small rock oyster)
Lineage: Eukaryota; Metazoa; Mollusca; Bivalvia; Ostreida; Ostreidae
Product: contactin-1-like
Exons: 3
Biological process (GO): cell-cell adhesion
Cellular component (GO): plasma membrane; cell-cell junction
Molecular function (GO): cell adhesion molecule binding
Source: RefSeq, a predicted model, not a curated record
GGUCUUUUUCUACGAUUUAUAUUGAAGAGGGUUCCGAUGUCUGCAUAUCAUUCUCACAGGCUGAAAAAAUUGACACAGAUAGAGAACUCAGAAGAGAAAAUCGUGUACUAUGUAUCCAGUUCAAUGGGUCAAAAGAAAUAGGGUUUAUAUUCAAUUCAAUUUUAAGUGAACCAUUUACCUGUACUACAAACGACUCCUUUGUUUCUGUUUGCAUUGGAAAUAUAACAAAAGAUAAUGAAGGAGUUUACUCAUAUUACCUACUUUCAAUGUUGCUGAAAAACAGAACAUUGACAUUAGCCACCUCUCCGGUUGUACAUCAAAUGAGUCCUAAGUAUAUUGUGGAGGGAACAAAUUUCACGCAGAAAUGCCUUUACGAUGCUGGAAAACCUCCUGAAACCAGACUGCAUUGGACCAAGCAGGGCGACAACAAUUUCAGACAGCAAGGAGAUACAUUGAGACUGACCAAUGUUCAUCGCUUUAGUUCCGGUACUUACAUAUGCACAGCAGAAAAUCAGUUUUCGUCAGAAAACAAAGGACAGAACAGUCAGUCAUUGAUUGUCGAUGUGCAAUAUCCUCCAAAAGUGGUGCCUUUUAUCAAUCGGGAUACCAUAGAAGGAAGGAACCUUACCGUUCAAUGUUCUUUCGCUGCUGGAAAUCCUUCUCAAACCACCGUUUACUGGACUGAUGGCUCUGGAUUUAAACAGAAUGGAAGCUUUUUACAUUUAUCAUGGAUCCAGAGAAACAGAGCUGGUACUUACAUUUGUACAGCAGAAAACACCUUCAGUAUAGGAUCUACAGGAACAAGCAGUCAGUCUGUGAAAAUCAAUGUUCUGUGUAAGUUGUAA